Molecule: messenger RNA, 1764 nt
Organism: Alternaria novae-zelandiae
Lineage: Eukaryota; Fungi; Ascomycota; Dothideomycetes; Pleosporales; Pleosporaceae
Exons: 4
Coding region: 1-1764 (587 amino acids)
Biological process (GO): regulation of transcription by RNA polymerase II
Cellular component (GO): Set3 complex
Molecular function (GO): transcription corepressor activity; protein binding
Source: RefSeq, a predicted model, not a curated record
AUGGCGGAGACUCUCAGCAGCAACGCGAUGAACUAUCUCGUAUGGCGAUAUCUUCAGGAGGCCGGAUUCGGUAAUGCCGCCCUGCAACUCUCGCGAUGCUGGAUCCGCGACCCCGACACGCUGCCCUUUGCGAAGAACAUCGAGCAGCACGCCCUCAUCAGGCUCGUCCAGGACGGGCUGUGCUUCGACCAGCUGCAGGCCGAGGCUUGCAAUACGGAGCCGCGCUACAAGUUCGGCAGCGACCACGGACGACCCUAUUCGGCGCGCAAUGGCAACCUCUUGACCCUCGACAAGGGCAUUCCCGCACACGAACUCGCCGCCGAGGCCAACGGCGCUGUCCAAGAACCCCCGCCCAAGAAGACGCUCAAGCGCAAGAAGACGAAGCCCACGAAUGGCGUCGAGCCGCGCCCCGAGCCCCAGGUCAACGGCGAUGCCAUGGAAAUCGAGCACAACGGCACCACGCAUGUGACCAACAGCGUGCGGGCUGAGUCGGAGCCCAUGGUCUCGGAAGCCGAGUCGCCCUCGCUUGCUGAUAUCCCCAUAUCCACCCUCAGCAUCGGCCAGGACGCUGAGAUCCAGACUGAGGCCAUCGCUGUGGCUGAUCUCACUCCCGGCAUCGUCUCCAUCCCUCCCCCCUCAGACCCUGCCUGUCUUAUCGAACACACGCUAUGGGGGCCUAUAGACUCCCCUGUACUGCUCGCAGCCGGCAAAUCCCUACUCCAAGUUCACGUUGUGAGCAAAGACCCUGGCCAUGAACCCCCUACCCAGCAUUUCGACAUACCCUUACCCGUCGACAACUUCGACGUCACCGCGCUAUGCUGGCAUUCCGACAACGAACUCACUGUCUCUGUGCGAGAACAGCGAUCCAACGAAGUCGGAGAGAAGAUGAUGAUGGACAAGCUCAUCAAGCUUACCGAAGGCGGCCAGGCCUCACAGGUCAUCUCCUCCACUGCCGGCCUCAUCAACACGCUUCGCUGGAACCCCGAACGAAACUUGCUGCUCUCGAUAUCAACAGACGGCGAAAAGGGUUCCAUCAAGGUGUGGAAGAACGAUAGCGACUCUAUACCCGCAUGGACCGAAUUCACCGACACGGCCAUAUUCGACGCCCACUGGAUAAGUGACUCUGCUUUUGUCGUUUGUGGUAUCAAGCUCUUCAAGAUCUACCAAGUCAACGAUUCCCUGACUACCCAGCAAACCCUCGACACUUCAGUAACAUGGGAAACAGUCAAGUAUGACGCUGCGUCUAGGAUCAUCGCCGUGCUGGGUAUCGAAGACAGGAAGUACUAUCUUGGCAUCCUCCACCCCAACGACUCGAUACAACUACAGGUCCACGAAUAUCCUGAUGAGUACCCCACCGAUCUCAGCUUCCGCGUAAAAUCAAAGACCAGCCACCUUACGAACGGUUCUUCGCUGCCCUCUGUUCUGCUUGCAACGAGCUCCAUGGCUGGUGCAACGCGCAUCUGGGACGCAAACGAACCUUUCAAAUGCGUCAAAUAUCUACCUACCACGGAUGGUACGCAGGCCUUUAAGAUUGCUUUCUCUCCAGACGGGUCGCUCUUAGCUGCUGCAGGCCCCGAUGCCGUCACUGUUUGGGAUGUAGAAAAGAGAGAUGUACCAAUUGCCUCGUGGCGCGCCAGUGAAACUCCCAGCGACAAAUGGAACCCGGCCAUAGACGGAGAGUACAGUCUUGGUUGGGAGCCAGAUAGUUCUAGGUUAUCUAUCGCUCUUGGAAAUCAGAUUGCUAUCGUCACGGUUCCGAGGUAG